UAUGUUUUAGAAACAACAAGAAAACAGACUUAACCGAAAAAACCUCUGUUCAACUUCAAACAUCAACCAAAACAUUCACCAAAAAUCUCUCUUAUCACACACUCAUUACCUUUUCAAAUUCAACACAUAAUUCGCAUCAUUGUUUCCCCAAUUUUCUCCACACUUGCAGAUGAUUUGAUCAACAAUGGGAAAGAAAGGUGGUUGGUUAUCUGCUGUAAAGAAAGCUAUAACCCAUUCUUCUGAUUCCAGCGAGAAGAAAGACAAGAAAUCUGGUAAAAAGAGUUCAAAGAAAUAUUGGUUUGGAAACAGAAAGAGGAGUAGGAGUGUAGAUAAAGAUUUGUCACAAACCGAAACAGCAGUAGGUGAUUUUGUUAAUCUCAAUGAAGCCGAGAACGAACAGAGUAAACACGCAUAUUCGGUUGCGUAUGCGACCGCUGUGGCGGCAGAAGCAGCGGUGGCAGCCGCCCAUGCUGCCGCUGAAGUCGUUCGCUUGACGUCCACUGCGCAUUCGUCGAGUAAAUCCGCAGAAGAAACAGCUGCUAUCAAGAUUCAAGCAGCUUAUCGCGGGCACUUGGCGAGGAGGGCGUUGCGUGCUCUUAGAGGGCUCGGGCGGUUGAGAUCGGUGGUUCAAGGUCAAUCGGUCAAACGUCAAGCAACGUCGACGUUGAAAUGUAUGCAAACGUUGGCUCGUGUACAGUCUCAGAUUCGGUCAAGGCGUGUGCGUAUGUCUGAGGAGAACAAAGUUGUCCAACAACUUCUUUUGAAGCAUGAGAAAGAACUCGACAACAUUAGAUCUUCCUUGGGAGAUACAUGGGAUGACAGUAGAAAAUCUAAAGAAGAAACCGAAGCCAGUUUACGAAGGAAACACGAGGCUGCUGUACGUAGAGAACGCGCGUUGGCGUAUGCACAUACUCAUCAGCAAAUGUGGAAGAGCAAUACAAAGUCUCCGAAUCCAACUUUUCUGGACUCGAACAAUCCGCACUGGGGAUGGAGUUGGUUAGAACGGUGGAUGGCAGCCCGUCCUUGGGAAACACAAAGCAUACCCGACAAAGAACCAUCGGUUGGAGAACCGAAUAAACCAGUUACCUGCCAAUCACCCUCUACACCACCCACGAGGGCUCGAUCAUCUAGUUCUCGGUCUCGGGUCAUGCCCGAAAGCCAAAAGGGAAGCGUGGACGGAGACGCAAGAAGCUUCUACAGCGUGCAGUCCGACCGCAACAGGCGGCACAGCGUAGCUAGUUCAGCGUGUGACGACAAGAGCGUUGAAUCAUCUCCGGUACUUCCGAACUACAUGGCUUCAACGGAGUCCGCUAAGGCUCGGUCUCGAAUGGCUAGUCCGAUCCAUAGUCCGAGCCCACUAGGGUCGGGAAGGAAAGGCGGUUCGGAAAAGGGGUCCGUGACCGGGUCCGCCAAGAAGCAGCUUUCGUUUACGGGUUCACCGGCUCGUGUCUCUACUAGGUUCACAAGUCAUUGAUGAUGAGUACAAAUUUCACAAGUUGUUUUGUGUUUUCUAGUGUUUUGAGUGAUUGUUUACUUUGUUUUGGGUCGUUUUGUUGUUUGUUUUUGACAUUUUGUUAGUUAUGUUUUGUAUGUAUUUACUUGGUUUUGGUAUUAUUUUGUUAUUUAUUAUGUACAAGUGUUUAAAACAUGAGUUUGGAACACAUCAACACAUGUAUUGUUUGAUUCUUUUUGGAA
Messenger RNA from Helianthus annuus (common sunflower), 1695 nucleotides. RefSeq names its product protein IQ-DOMAIN 1. The transcript is spliced from 6 exons. Gene Ontology annotation, molecular function: protein binding. Bases 185 to 1474 code for a protein of 429 amino acids. NCBI's taxonomy places the organism in Eukaryota, Viridiplantae, Streptophyta, Magnoliopsida, Asterales, Asteraceae. The record is from RefSeq and is a predicted model, not a curated record.